GGAGGCGGCAGCGGCGGCGGAGGGGGGCCUGGGGCUGGUGGCUCAGGAGGAGCUGCUGCUCCUUUUCACCAUGGCUUCCCUGCACCCGGCCUUCUCCUUCCACCAGAGGGUCACGUUCAGGGAGCACUUGGAGCGGCUGCGGGGAGCCCUCUGCCGGGGUGAAGACGAGAACUUUUCCCAUAACUGCAUGCCAACAAGUGAGAGCAGUUUACUUGAACAAAGGGCAGGAGUUCAUGAUAAACUUAUGGUGGCCACUCACAGACCACAGCAAGAAGCUGUACACAUUCAGAAAAUAAUGCUGAAAGGAGUCCCUAGGAAAAGAUCUGAUAAACAUUUGGAGUAUACUUUCAAAGUAAUCUGGUCUGAUCAUUCUGUAUCCUCUGUAACAAAAACACACCAGGAACUGCAAGAAUUUCUCUUAAAGAUAUGAUGCAGCACCCAGUUAUUCAUAAGAAACAUAAUGGGAAAUGUCCUAUUGCUAACACUAUUAACACCAGAUGUCCCUCACUGGAUGGUUUUGACGUAGCACACGGUGAAUAUAAUGGUGUAGCUGUAGCAGACUGGAGGAGAAAGGGCUGGGCUCUGCAGCAGCAUCCAGAGCAUUGCACAAUACUUGAUCAGCAUGCGGGAGAGAAAAAGAAUUUGCCUGUAUUAAACAAAAAAAAAGGAAAACAGCAAUCAGAAAAAGAUAAAAUAAAGAGGACUGAUUCCAGACUAACCAUGAGAGCCAACUAUGUAAGAGUUGCAGAUGCUCAUCACCUGCAUCCAGGAACAGUAAAAGAUUCAAAUUUAGACAUUACAAUUGGAAAUGACACAUGUGGAGAAACCUCUUCAGAGAGUUACAGUUCUCCUUCUAGUCCACGGCAUGAUGGAAGGGAAAGUUUUGAAAGUGAAGAAGAAAAAGACAGAGACACAGACAGCAAUUCUGAAGAUUCUGGGAACCAGACUGUGCUGCGGUUUACUGAAUAUGGUGCUACGGACUUCAAUAAGGCACUGACACAAAUGUCAGUGACAUCAAACAAUAAAAACACUGUGGAGGAUCCUUUGAGUUCACAGUUUCAACACAUUUCAUUUAUGCCUGCCCUGCACUGUGUCGUGCUCAAUAGUGCACAGAAGCCCGAAACUGUAGUGCCACCACCGAUAUCUGCUGAUGGGAAAACUUUGGGAAUGGUAGUUGCUAAUUCCGCUCCGGUUGGAAUGGGAUCUUCGGUUGAAUCCGAGAAACACAUCGAACUUAUGUCUUCCCCUUUGCCGGCCACCUUUUUCCCAUCCACGGUCCAGCCUGGUAGCCCUGCAUUGCAGUUAGGGAUGCACAGAAUGAAAAUAUCUUCCCCGCAGGCAUCUGAAAAUUGUGGAGUUAACGUACCCCAGCAACAAACUGGAAGCUUAAAUAUUGGAUCACCAAACACUGCCUUUAUUCCAGUCCACAGUCCAGGUAAUUUUACAGGAACUCCUCUUCCAACAGCAGAUCCAGUCCCAAAAUCUGUAUCGCACGUGAUGGGCUUAAAUCAAAUGGUGCCUCAUGUUGACGGAAACACAGGAGUCAUCCCUCAGCCUCCGAAUCUGAAAGUAGUGGUUCCUGCAACUGGGCUCUCCACAGCACUUCCACCAGCUCCUUUUACCGUACCGGUAACUCUUCACGCUACCAACGUUUUGCCUAAUCAAAGUACGACAGUGCUGAAUACUGUGGCAUCCACACCACCAGCUCCAACCACAGGCCUUUGUGUUAGUCAAGUGCAGCCCACUAUCCCUCCUGCAAUACCGACCCACACUCCUGGUCCGGCACCUAGCCCGAGCCCAGCUUUGACACACAGCACCGCCCAGAGCGACAGCACCUCCUACAUUAACGCCGUUGGGAAUACUAACGCAAACGGGACCCUGUUGUCCCCGCAGCAGCAGCAGCAGCAGCAGUUGGGGCCUUGCGGCUCGUGCGGCCGUAGGUGUAGUUGCGGCGCCAACGGAAACAACCUCCAGAUCAACAGCUACUUUUACCCCAAUCAAAUCCAAGGUCAAGUCUACAGAGUCUCACCUUUCUUCCACCUGCCCUUUUGCAAUGGGAGCUACCUCAGCCAAGGACAUCAGGCCAACGGGACGCAGAUCCCGUAUUUCUUCUCUCGGGGGCCCUACUCAAUGCACGAGCCCGUGAUGGGGAGCCAAAUCAACUAUGGUGUGCAGCAAAUGGCAGGAUACCGGGGGUUUUAUCCUGUGUACCAAGCUUCAAAUGUAGUUGCCAGUUCUAAUGGAUCAGGUCCCAAGAAGACUGGGAAUGUGUCCUGUUAUAAUUGUGGUGUUACUGGGCACUAUGCACAGGAUUGUAAGCAGUCAUCCAUGGAAGCCAAUCAACAAGGCACUUACAGAUUGAGAUAUGCACCUCCUCCCCCACCCCCUUCUAAUGAUACGUUGGAUUCCGCUGACUGAAACCAAGUAAAACAUUGCCUACAUACCAAAAUGAAGUUUGAGAAAUCUGGGAAAUUCUUUGGAUUUGAGAGAUUCUUUGUGUGUGUUUAUGUUUUGUUGCAAUUUUUUUUUUUUCAUUGCUUGUGAACAUCUGUUCUGAUAGAAAAGAAGAAAGCAAUUUUACUCCUGGUCUGACUUGCAUAAAGCAUGUUGCUUGUCUCAGCCAAUCGUUCAUUUGAAUUAAUUGACUUUUGCACUGAGGACUUGAGAGAUGCGAUGUUUACUGCAUUUUUUUAAAAGGUCAUUUAAUCUCCAACUACACUGGUGAACAGCCAUAGGGUUAAAAGGAGGAACUGGGUUUAUGUUCCCAAGUGACGUUUCCCUUCUCUUGUCUUAAUGCUGCUAGUCUCCUUAUCCUUGCUGAGUCUACCUGUCUCCAUGGGAUUGGGCAGAUAAUCAGCUCAUUAAUUCUAGUAAAUCCUACAUUUGUGAAUUGAUGGAGGUAUUGCUUACUCUCCUUGAGAGAGAUGACCAUUUACAAUACACACACACAUAUAUAUAUAUAUACAUAUAUAUAUAUACGGUUCUUUAAUGUGCCUGUAUGUGCUAAAAUUGGAUGAGGAACAUUUAAAAUGAUCUUUAAAAUUUCUGAAAUAGAAAUACAUUGAACAAUUUCACAUUGGUUUGCAGUUCUUUUUAAAACCUGUUCGGUUCAGAGUAAAAAAUUAAAAUGAAUGCCUUAGCUUAUGUCUGCAUUUGUAAUGGAUAUUGGCAGCAAGUAUCUUUAUUAACCUUUCAACCUUGUCAGUAUAAAAGACACACAAAUGGGGUGUUAAAAUGUUUUUAACAUUACUCCCCUGAAGUUACUACAGUGUUGUGUUUAGAAUGUACAUGGUAUAGCAUUUUGGACAAAAACCUUGUGUGUGUUCUAAAAAUCUGUUGAAUAAUUUGUAUGCUAGAAAAAGUCUUACCAAAUAGCAAUGUCACUUUCUUAUGACAAUUUACCACUGUGUGAUCACAAUAUAAUGUGAAAAAUUCCAAUGAGUGUGAAAAAUUGAUCAUGUUAGUGUCAUAUUGCUAACUUUAUUGCUGCUGUAUUUUAUUUCUCAAAGCCAACUUGUACUAAAUUGCACUGAGUUUAUCUGGAAGAAAACUUUUGACUGUUUAAAUCAACACUGAACUGCCACCGUAUAUGUGUAUCUCCAUGUACCACAAUUCAUUAAAAUGUAGAUUUUACUUUUUUAAAAAAUUUAGAUAUGCAGCAGAUAAAUACCGGUCAGAACAUUUGAUUCAUUCUAAUGGCUAAACAAACUUGAAGAAACUUGAUUUAUUACAUUUAUUCAUAGAUAGCAUUUAUAUUUAUAGCACCAAUAUAUUUUGAAAGUAAAGAAUAAAGGGGUAGAAGAGAGCUUUAAUUUAAAAGAAAUUAGUAUAGGAAAUUAUUUUGGUUAAAAAUUAUUUGCGCUGGGUAUGUUGGACCAUAUUUAAGUAAAAUGACUGCUUCUGAGUUCAAUAAAGGUGUAAAAGCACCUUGAACUUGUAUUCUCAAUUAUCUUCCAGUUUACUUUAUGGAACUUAUUUUGUGAUUUAAGAUACUGUACUGUAAAUGGGAAGUAUGUUGCCUUCCUCUUUAUUUGUAUGUUUACCCCAUACUUUGAUAUUUCAAAUGUUAUGUACUGGAAAGGUCACUUAUAUUUCUAGAACAGAUUGGAUUUUAUGCAGCAUUUUUCCUUGAAUUAACAGCAAUAAAAACAGAAAAAAAUCGUA
This is a messenger RNA of Thamnophis sirtalis, 4164 nucleotides long. The record is from RefSeq and is a predicted model, not a curated record. Lineage: Eukaryota; Metazoa; Chordata; Lepidosauria; Squamata; Natricidae.